Saccoglossus kowalevskii is the source of this 583-nucleotide messenger RNA. Its product is annotated as monocarboxylate transporter 9-like. The record is from RefSeq and is a predicted model, not a curated record. Lineage: Eukaryota; Metazoa; Hemichordata; Enteropneusta; Harrimaniidae. Gene Ontology annotation, molecular function: transmembrane transporter activity. Gene Ontology annotation, biological process: transmembrane transport.
AUGGGACGCCUCAAAGAAUCAGACCCUCCCGAUGGUGGAUGGGGAUGGGUUAUUGUAUUCAGCGCAUUUACAAUCCAGAUGAUUGUGAAUGGGUCACAACUUACCACUGGUUUACUCUAUGUGUCUCUGAAGAACUAUUUUAACGAAUCGGCUACUACUACUGCAUGGGUACUUUCACUUUCAACGGCUUUAAUGCAGAUGUCAGGUCCUCUUGGAACCUAUAUUGCUAACAAAUUUGGAAUACGACCUACCGUUAUUAUUGGAGGCGCAGUUUCAACUGCAGGUUUUUUGCUGAGUUCAUUUGCACCAAACGUUUACUAUCUGUAUUUUACCCAUGGCAUAGUUGCGAGCAUUGGGCAUGGACUUUGUUUUGGACAAAGCCUGGCAAUUCUUCCUUAUUAUUUUGAGAAGCGUUUCCCGAUAGCAAGCUCACUCACCAGUUCUGGAACAUGUGUUGGGCUUAUUGUAUAUUCAUUACUCUACCAGGUUUUCCUUGAGAUAUAUGGAUGGAAAGGAACUUACCUUCUGGUAUCAGCUCUGAACGCUCACCUCAUACUAUGUGGCGUGCUGUUCAGACCAAUAC